CUUGCUGUUUGAAGGUCAACCACUUCUUCUCAGUCCAUAUCUCACUGUUAAUACGUAUUGUGUUUCUGGAUUUACAAAACAGAAGACUGGUGCUUGUACCUGAAAAAUCAUGUGCAACUUCAGAAGCAUCCGGAAAGUACUACAGUACUUGAAAUUUUUAAUCUAUUUASUCAUCGAGAACUUCUUCUGUAUAUUUCCUCUAUGCAAAAAAAAAUCCUUUGCUGGUGAAAUUGUACUUAUUACUGGCUCUGCAAAUGGGAUUGGAAAGCAGGUUGCCUUAAAAYUGGCUCCUUUGGGAGUAACUUUGGUUCUUUGGGACAUCGAUGAUGAAGGUAACAAAGAAACAAGCAGAUUAGCCCAACAGAAGGGAGCCGGCCGGGUCUUUGUCUACCAUUGUGACUGCAGCAACAGGCAGGAUGUCUACGAACAGGCAGAHAAGGUUAGAAAAGAAGUUGGAGAUGUUACUAUUCUAAUCAAUAAUGCUGGCAUACUGACUGGGAAAAAGUUCUGUGACCUUACAGACGAAGAUUUUGAAAAGACCUUCAGAAUCAACUUCUUCUCUCAAGUCUGGACUUGCAAGGCCUUUCUUCCAGCCAUGGUAGCCUGUAACCGUGGCCACCUGGUUAGCACAGCCAGCACAGCUGGAAUCCUGGGAUUCUACAGGAUGUCAGAUUAUUCUGCAAGUAAGAGUGCAAUCAUUGGAAUGAUGGAAACCAUCAAUUCAGAACUGUAUCAUGCAGGAAAACGUGGCAUUAAAACCACAAUCGUUUGCCCUUAUUUUAUUAGUACUCGGUUAAGUAGAGGCUUCANNNACAGAAAACCCUGUUUGUUUCCUGUUUAUGAUCCAGAGUAUGCAGCCAGCAGGAUUGUGGAUGCAAUUAAAAAGGAAAAAUUUUAUCUGAUCAUGCCUCCAGCYGUAUACGUACUUGGUCUGAAAAUUUUCCUGCCUAGAAUACUGAUACUACUMCUUGAGUCUUAUAUUAAGUUCCCUGAGAGCAUGGAAGAAGCCUUUGGCCAGAAGAAAAAGGUUUGAAACCAAAAGUAAUGUGAAGACUUCAAGUGCCAUCUAAUGGAACAUUUCCAGUUAAAAAAAGAAAA
Molecule: messenger RNA, 1098 nt
Organism: Malurus melanocephalus (red-backed fairy wren)
Lineage: Eukaryota; Metazoa; Chordata; Aves; Passeriformes; Maluridae
Product: epidermal retinol dehydrogenase 2-like
Exons: 6
Coding region: 110-1033 (307 amino acids)
Cellular component (GO): lipid droplet
Molecular function (GO): oxidoreductase activity, acting on the CH-OH group of donors, NAD or NADP as acceptor
Source: RefSeq, a predicted model, not a curated record